GCCGAAAAAACCGGUAAACGUCAAGUCUUAAUCAGACCAUCCUCCAAGGUCAUCAUCAAAUUCUUGACCGUUAUGCAAAAACACGGUUACAUUGGUGAAUUUGAAUACAUUGAUGAUCACAGAUCCGGUAAAAUCGUUGUUCAAUUAAACGGUAGAUUAAACAAAUGUGGUGUUAUCUCCCCAAGAUUCAACGUUAAGUUCGGUGACAUUGAAAGAUGGACUGAUAACUUAUUACCAGCUAGACAAUUCGGUAAAAUCAUCUUAACCACCUCUGCUGGUAUCAUGGAUCACGAAGAAGCCAGAAGAAAGCACGUUGCCGGUAAAAUCUUGGGUUUCGUCUAUUAAU
Molecule: messenger RNA, 346 nt
Organism: Hyphopichia burtonii NRRL Y-1933
Lineage: Eukaryota; Fungi; Ascomycota; Pichiomycetes; Serinales; Debaryomycetaceae
Gene: RPS22A
Product: 40S ribosomal protein uS8
Exons: 1
Coding region: 73-345 (90 amino acids)
Biological process (GO): translation
Cellular component (GO): cytosolic small ribosomal subunit; ribosome
Molecular function (GO): structural constituent of ribosome
Source: RefSeq, a predicted model, not a curated record